UUCAAAGACUUGUUUAUUCUCGAAGGCUCCCAAAGAGUCUGUCAAGCUUAUGGGGUGCCAAUAUUUAAAAUCACAUAUUACUCGAAGUGUGAAGCUUACGGAAGCUGGUCAUGUUUAAGCGUGGGGUCGGUUACCAGUGAGCCGUCGCUGCUCGGCCGUGGUUCCCUCCUGUUCUCAUCAGAGAUGCUGCCCAUUUCCUUCCGUUUCCUCUUCCUCCGGCACCGUGACCUCACCCUGACACGCUGCACAGGGGCAUUUGUGAAAUAACCGCCCCUUCUAUCUCCCGCCCCGCUACCCCAGGGGAGAUCCGUGCUCUAUAACUCCUGGAGACACACUCGUCAGUCCACGGCCCGUCUCUGAGCGCUGACAGAGGAGAGACUCAUCGACCAUGGCAAACACCGGGAUGCUGUUGCUUCUCUUGGCUCAUUUCAUCACAUCUGCUCUGCUUAUUGAUGUCACAAAGAUCAGAGUUUACCCCAAACACGGCAGUGUGUAUGGCGUGUUCCACGCAUCGCUGUCCAGUGGUUACGCCUUCAAGGCGUCUGAAGCGAGAGACGUGUGCGAGCAGCUUGGUGUCGCCAUCGCAGACAAAGCGCAGGUGGAAAAAGCUCGUGCACAUGGCUUCGAGACGUGCAAGUUCGGCUGGAUCGAUGAACAGGUCGCCAUUAUUCCCAGAAUCCAAGCCAAAGAGUCCUGUGGUCAAGGCAGAGUUGGAAUCAUUACCUGGCGCGCCUCUCUCACCACUCCAUUUGAUGUCUUCUGUUUUAAUUUAACAGAUUAUGAAGCUCGCCUGAACACGGUGCAGGAAAAUCCGAGCACCACCAUCACACCUACAACUCGCACAUCUGGAGUGGAUCUGAAACAAGCAAAAACGGCUCGUUCGGCAUCAUGGGAUGAUCUGCGGUCCACUUCCUCCAGUCUUCCUGAGUCUGCGGACAAAUUGGCUGCGAACAACCUGUCUGAAUUGCAGGUUUUUAGCAACGUGAGCAAUGCCAUCGCAGUGGGCCUGAUCGCGUUGGUCACGACCGUCUUUGCUUUCCUGGUGCUCGCUGUAGCUGCUGUCUGUUACUUCAAAAAGAACAAAAGUCCGCAGAAAGGGAGCAUAGAGACUGGAAAGGAGUCUCAGACUGAGCUGAAAAACCAACACAAAAUGACGUCUUGUACGAAUGACGCCAGCGUGACCAUCAAGCCAGAGAAUGAGAAAGGAGUGCCAUCGUAACGCUCCGAAUUCGACAUGUGCUGGAAUGGCGUCAUGCAAAUGUAUUUAUUUAUUUGUUUAACUGAAAUUUUUUUAUAUAUAUUCUCUUCUGCUUUUUUUUCCUUUUUGUAUUAUGUUCCUUUAUAUUUGUACAGUAGAACCAUGUUUAUGAAUAUUAUUAAAACAAAUGUAAUUAUCUUUGAAAUAAAUUUUUGUUUUUGGGUGCCAGUGGA
Neoarius graeffei (lesser salmon catfish) is the source of this 1431-nucleotide messenger RNA. RefSeq names its product lymphatic vessel endothelial hyaluronic receptor 1a (gene lyve1a). The coding region runs from base 389 to 1219 and encodes 276 amino acids. Gene Ontology annotation, cellular component: plasma membrane. The record is from RefSeq and is a predicted model, not a curated record. Gene Ontology annotation, biological process: cell adhesion. Gene Ontology annotation, molecular function: hyaluronic acid binding; transmembrane signaling receptor activity. NCBI's taxonomy places the organism in Eukaryota, Metazoa, Chordata, Actinopteri, Siluriformes, Ariidae. The transcript is spliced from 6 exons.